CAUAGGGCUUUAUUUGCAUUUUCUACAUGGUGGGUAUUGCUGGCUUCAACUGUUCACCAUGGAAAGUCAUUCUCCUUAUCUUGAUGAACAGAGGCAGCAGCCACUAAGAAUCUACUUCAUCCCAUUCCUCGCAGCCGGUCACAUUCUCCCUCUCAGCGACAUAGCAAGAGUCUUCGCCGCACGUGGCCACCACGUGACCAUCAUCACUACCCCCUCCAACGCCCAAAUCAUCCGCACCUCCACCCCCCACCAUCCCAACUUCCUCCUCCAUACUGUCCCCUUCCCCUCCCAAGAACUAGGACUCCCCGACGGCAUCGAGAACCUCUCAGACACCUUCGACGACGACACCUUCAUGAAGGUGUUCAACGGUAUGGACACUCUCCGUGAGCCCAUUGAACACUUUCUGGGCCGCCACCCACCCGAUUGUAUCGUCGCUGACUUCAUGUUCCCGUGGGUGGAGGACUUGGCCAACAAGCUCCGCGUCCCAAGGUUGGUCUUCAAUGGCUUCUCCCUCUUCGCCAUCUGCGCCGUCGAGUCCUUCAGGGCACACCCCGUCCCUCCCGAUGCUUCCCCUCCCUUUCUCAUCCAUGACUUCCCUCACACUGUCACCAUGAACGCAACCCCACCAACGCUUUUAAGGGAGGUCCUAGAGUCGACGCUUGAGGCAGAGCUCAGAAGCCACGGCAUCAUCCUCAACAAUUUCGUGGAGCUCGACGGAGAAGAGUACGUCCAGUACUACGAGAGAACAACGGGGCACAAGGUCUGGCAUCUUGGCCCUGCGUGUCUUCUUCACGGAACCGCUGAAGAAAAAGCGGAGAGAGGACAGAAGAGCGUGUUGAGCGUUCAGAAGUGCAUGAGCUGGCUCGACUCUAAGAAUCCAAACUCUGUGGUCUACAUAUGCUUUGGGAGUCUAUGCUGCUUCCCGGAUUGCCAGCUGUACGAGAUAGCAUGCGCGGUGGAAGCAUCGGGUUGUGAAUUCAUAUGGGUGGUACGGGAGAAGGAGGGGAAAGAGGAGGAGGAAGAAAUGAAAGAAAAGUGGCUGCCAAAGGGGUUUGAGGAGAGGAAUUCAAAGAAGGGAAUUAUCAUAAGAGGGUGGGCCCCACAGGUUUUGAUAUUGAGGCACUCCGCCGUGGGUGGGUUUUUGUCUCACUGCGGGUGGAACUCUACUGUGGAAGCCAUCAGUGCUGGGGUUCCGAUGAUAACGUGGCCAAUGCACUCGGAACAGUUCUAUAAUGAAAAACUGAUAACUGAGGUGCGCGGGGUUGGAGUGGAGGUUGGUGUAGACGAAUGGAGGUCAACUGGCUAUGGCCAAAGAGAGAAGGUUGUGGGAAGAGGUCGCAUAGAGGUGGCUAUAAGGAGGUUGAUGGAUGGUGGCAAUGAAUCCCAAGAAAUCAGAGUGCGCGCUCAAGAGCUUGGGAAGAAGGCUAGAGCUGCUGUUCAAGAAGGUGGCUCAUCCUUUAACAAUUUCACAGCCUUGAUUGAUGAGCUUAAACGUUUGAGAGAUUGCAAGCAUGAGGAUUGAUCAUCAAAGCAGAUAAAGGGAAUGAUAGGUACACUAAAAUUAACCAUCAAAAUCAAUCACUUAUAUAAAAUAUAUUUUAAAAUAUAAAAAAAAAUUAAAUCAUACAUAUAUUUAUAUAUAAAUAAAUUAAUAACCAAAUAU
Messenger RNA from Arachis duranensis, 1663 nucleotides. RefSeq names its product UDP-glucose flavonoid 3-O-glucosyltransferase 7-like. Gene Ontology annotation, molecular function: UDP-glycosyltransferase activity. Lineage: Eukaryota; Viridiplantae; Streptophyta; Magnoliopsida; Fabales; Fabaceae. Bases 59 to 1522 code for a protein of 487 amino acids. The record is from RefSeq and is a predicted model, not a curated record. The transcript has a single exon.